AUGUUGGAAGAUUGUGAAUGUGUCGAGUGCUGCAAUAAAAGUAUCGAUACUAAAAAAUUUUUUGAGACAAUUCAAAGAACAAAAAAGAACAAAUUUGAAAUUACAUUAAUUGAUAAACCAAUGAAACAUGGAGAUAUCAAUGGCACCAAAGAUUUUCCUACAAGCAUAUUUUUGGAUAAAUCGAUUUGUAUUAUACAAUACGAUUCUUAUUCAAAAGAGAUGAAUCAAUCGGUCAGUCAAUUACAAUUCAUAUUAAGUCGAAAUGAAAUUGAAAAACAAAUGAUGAUAUUCUUGGACAUUUGUUAUGAAUGGUAUGAACCAUAUCUAGCCCGAAUUAAAAAAAUCAAUGAACAACAAAAUGAAUUAUUUGAAACUGGUUAUUCUUUGGAAUCAAAAAAAUUUGUCAAAAGCGCUCUAGUAAAGUUAACGCUUGGAUCGGAUUUUGGUGUUUUUGCUAUAAUAGUUGGAAAGGGAAAAUUUUCGGUUGCAGUUGUUGGAGCAGAAUUAAUUUACGAUUCAAAUGGUUAUUCAAUUCAUUUUGUUGAUGAAGAUGAUGAAAAUAUUGCAAGUUGUGUUGAUGAUCUUUAUUACAAAGAUAUUGUAAAACAAGCAGAAACAAUUGGAGUUCUAACGGACCCUAUAGUUAGUCCUUUAGAAAAUGCUGUCAAAGAAACUUUUAAGACAUUAUUCCCAUCUUUAUCAAAUAACAUUGAUGAUUUUCUAAAAAACAACAUGUCACCAUUAUCUUCACGUUUGCCGCUUAUGGAUCCGUUUCACGUGAUUUUAAUUGUUAUUGGUUACUUUGUCGUUGUUUUUGGUGGUAAGGCUAUAAUGUCCAGCAGAGAAAAAAUGAGUGUGAAAGGAUUAAGCAUUUUACAUAAUUUAUUUUUGGUAUCUCUAAGUGCUUAUAUGUGCAUUACUAUAUUAUCGGAGGCAUGGAAACAGGGUUAUUCUUUAUUCACAAAUCCAGAAGUAAGAUCCGAGGAAGGUUGGCAGAUGUCAAAAUAUAUUUGGUUGUUUUAUUUUUCAAAAAUAUUCGAGUUCAUGGAUACAUUUAUCAUGAUAUUGAAAAAAAAUGAUAGACAGAUCACCUUUUUACAUGUUUAUCAUCAUUUUUCAAUCUUUAUGAUUUGGUGGCUUGUGGUUUUCAUUGCUCCUAAUGGCGAAGCAUAUUUCAGUGCUGCUUUGAAUUCUGCUGUUCAUGUAGUUAUGUAUGCUUAUUAUCUUUCUACGACACUUUCAUUUCCAAUUCGUUUCAUCAAACGUUACAUCACACUAUUCCAAAUGACUCAAUUCACCCUGAUGAUGACCCAGGCAACUUAUGACAUAGUAUAUUUCAAGGUUUUACGACGGGACAUCGUGAACGAUUAUCCAUUUUUGCCAACAGCUAUACUUUGGGUUUAUAUGUGGACUAUGUUGGGAUUAUUUGCUAAUUUCUUUAGAGCAGAUCGCAAACGUGAAGUUGAAGCUAAACGUGCUGCAAUUUCAGGGAAAAAGGUUCAAUAA
This is a messenger RNA of Entrophospora sp. SA101, 1506 nucleotides long. Lineage: Eukaryota; Fungi; Glomeromycota; Glomeromycetes; Entrophosporales; Entrophosporaceae. The record is from the annotation of a GenBank genome assembly.